UCAAAACCCAGGGUGGCCUAUGCACUUCAGGCACGGUCAAAUCAUUAAGAAGAAAUUAAUCGAAAUUCUAAACCCCACUCUAUAGUCCCUCUCCCAUUUCCUAAGAGUCCAUAUAUCCCGACGACCAAGAACCAACACGACGGCCCGAUGGUCUUGUUCCAUAUCAAGGUCAACAACGUUCCAAUCCCAGUCCUAAUUCCACAACCGUUUCCCCACAACAGCGCCCCCUAGGGGCCACAAACAUCAGCUGCCUACUAGCAAGUACUAGGUAGUAGGUACUAGAGAGUACUUGAUGCCAGUGGAGCACCACUUCCAAUCACAAUCCCGUCAAAUACAAGUGCAAGUGUGCUGAAACUGGUGGUGCAAUCCUCUGUCUCCCACGGAUUGAUUCACUAGCCCUAGACAGCUCUAGACAGCCAUGGAAGUGGACGAGGUGGAGGGGUGUCUGUUGGCCCAAUUCGGUUCCAUGCAGACCCUGGACCACGACGACCUCAUUUCCCAGAUGCUCCGCUUGGUGGGAGGCUCCAGUUUGACCACGGAAGCGGCUACCUUCUACCUCGAGAUGAAUCAGUGGAACGUUCAGGCUGCCGUCUGCGCUUAUUUCGACCUCGAAGCCGGUCCCGAGGCCCGUCUGGGCCCGCCCAAGAUGACCUUCGUCAAGGAUGUGACCAUCGGCGAGGGUGAAUCGGUGCCUCCCGCCACGCGAUUCACCAAAACGUGGGCGGUCACGAAUCCAGGGGCCGAGCGGUGGCCCGAGGGGUGUGUUUUGGUGUUCAGUUCGGGGUUGCAAAUGGCGGAAGUGGGUCGAAUAGGCGUGCGGUCCCUGGCUCCGGGUGAGCAGGCCGACGUUUCAGUGGAUAUGACCUCGCCUGCAGCUCCGGGGAUUUAUGAAAGCAAAUGGCGCAUGAGCACGUCGUCGGGGUUGUUCUUCGGCGAUACGAUUUGGGUCAUCAUCACGGUGGAAGUGGCCGGCACGUUGGCCUUGACCCAACAGAUGGAUAAGUUCCAUGUCUUGGAUCAGAGCAAUGCCAACCAUAGGAACAGUGAUAAUCGACCUCAGUCCAAUCCUUUUGGCCUCAAAUCUCCGCUCCCGCCGCCCGCCAAUGAGGAUGCCAUGAAUUGAAGGACUAACUCGCCACAGUGCAUUUCGAACUUCAUGUGGAACCUGUGGAACGAAGGUUGAGGGUUGAGUUGCCCAUGCGAAUGUUGCCAGGCACUGUUCACGCCAACUUUAUUAUCAUUAUUACUAUUAUUAUAUCCAUAUGACAUACCACGCCGCCACUGAAAUACAAUCAGGUACGAGAAAUAACGAA
This is a messenger RNA of Tigriopus californicus, 1313 nucleotides long. Its product is annotated as protein ILRUN-like. Gene Ontology annotation, molecular function: ubiquitin binding. The record is from RefSeq and is a predicted model, not a curated record. The transcript has a single exon. Gene Ontology annotation, biological process: macroautophagy. NCBI's taxonomy places the organism in Eukaryota, Metazoa, Arthropoda, Copepoda, Harpacticoida, Harpacticidae. Gene Ontology annotation, cellular component: phagophore assembly site. The coding region runs from base 419 to 1123 and encodes 234 amino acids.